This is a messenger RNA of Trichoplax adhaerens, 2691 nucleotides long. RefSeq lists its product as uncharacterized. Lineage: Eukaryota; Metazoa; Placozoa; Uniplacotomia; Trichoplacea; Trichoplacidae. Gene Ontology annotation, biological process: nucleosome assembly. The transcript has 11 exons. Gene Ontology annotation, cellular component: CAF-1 complex; nucleus. Bases 1 to 2691 code for a protein of 896 amino acids. The record is from RefSeq and is a predicted model, not a curated record.
AUGCUUAUAGAUUUAUGGUACAGAUUCAGCUUUAUAACGUAUGCGAAAUCCAUCGGUUCAAAUCGCAGCAAUGCCAAUACUAAUAAAAAUAAGGGUGAAUCCAGUCCCGGCAGUCACAAGAAGAUGAAACAAGUUGUUGUAGUACUUGUUGGUAAUUGGAAGGCUUAUUGCUUGACAGCUAACUUUAAACUUCCAAUUAUUUUUCCAGCACCAUUGACAUCCUUCCUAUCCAGCGCAAAGUCUCAAUCGAAAGAAGACCAAUCAACUAGUAAUGGUAACAUGACUGACCUGAGUGCACAUGAUGAAGGCUCAAUAACGUAUGCUUCCUCAAUGGACAAAUGUGAUCAAACUGAAUCCAAGGAUGACCUAAAAAUGGUACCUACUUCACCUAAUAGAAAACAAGAAACACCUUCAAAAAAAUGUGCUUCGCGUAUUUGCAUUGGUUUAUUCAGUUCCCCUGAAGUUGCUGUAGGGGUGGAAUCGAUCUCUGAUUGUAACUCACUCAAUAAAUUAUUAAAGGAAGAAUGUGCAUAUAGCACCAGUACUACAUCGAAAGAAAGUAGUGAAGACGAAGAUAGUGAUACAACACUGAAUCAAUGUCACAGCGUAGACUCACCUAAAAAACGCCAUGUGGAGAGCGACGACAAUAGUCAUUCCAGGAAAAAGAAGAUCAAAAAAGAUCCUGAAUCUGAUGAAAAGCAGAAACAGUUAAAAGAGCUAGAGCGUAAGAAAGCAAAAGAAGAAAAGCAACGAUUAAAAAAAGAGAAACGGUUGCAAAGAGAGGAAGAAAAAAAGCGAAUGAUAGAAGAAGAACGUCAGAAGAGGCGAGAGGAGAAGCGACGCCUAGCGGAAGAGAGGCUUUUAGAGCAGGAAGAAGAAAAGAAGCGAAAAAGUGAAGAGAAACGAAGGCAGCAAGAGAACAGGAAAGAAGCACUGCGACAAGAGAAGGAGCAAAAACUGAAGGAACGACAAGUUAUGCUAGAAAUAAAGCGUGAGCAGUUGGCGAAGGAGAAAGAGGAGAAACGCCUAGAAAGUGAUAGAAAAAAGAAAGAGAGACAAGAAGCCAAAGAUAAGUUAAUGGAAGAGAAAAGAAAGCAGAAGGAACAAGACAAGCUUGCUCGUCAACAAGAAAAAAGGAAAAAAGAGGAGGAAAAGCAAAAGGUUGAAAAUGAAGAGUUACGCAAGAAACAGAAGGAGCGUGACACAUUCGCCAAGUUUUUCAUCAAGGCACCGAAACCCGAAUCAACAAAGAUUGCACCAGCGCAAGGCCUGAAACAUUUUCCAGCUUUUGAGUUGAAACCAGGUAUGACGCUUGCGCCAACUGUUUCGUCUGCAAUACUGGAUCCAACGAAAUUUGAAGAAGAGUUACAGAAACAGGAUUUUGACAGAGAAUUGUCUAUCCAACAACUACGAAAUUCCAAAGGAAUUGUUUCGAAGAGUUUAAGAAGCAAUAAUAAAGACGCUAAUAGUGAUGACUAUCAUAUGGUUGCAAAACAUGCCACCAACGGACAGGUCUUUCUUGUUCGAAAUUCAAAGUCUUCGAAUACUUGUCAAGAAGCAGUGAUGGAAAUAACCGCAGCUGAGGAAGUACAAUUUAGACAUCAAGAAAUGGUAGCCAUUAAAUUUUUGCAAUUUCAUGACAAUUAUCGACCGGCGUAUUUCGGUACAUGGAGAAAAAGUUCGAAAACAAUUUCUCCAAGAAAUCCUUGGCGUAAAGAUGAGAAAUUAGUAAACUAUGAAUACGACAGUGAUGGAGAUUGGGAAGAAGAUGAUCCAGGAGAAAGCCUAUCUCAGAGUGAGAACGAAGCGGAAUCUGACGAAGAUGAAGAUGAUGAUGACGGAUUUUUUGUUCCGCAUGGAUACUUAUCUGCUGAUGAAGGUGUUUGCUCAGAUGAAAAUGACGGUGGUAAUGAAGGAAAAUCUCUCCAGCCUGUUACUAAAGCUAAGACUUGGGAAGCAGAUAUACAGCGAAAGUGUAAACAAUUACAGCCCUUAGUAAUAGGAUGCUCAUGGUCGAGUACAGGAAAAUCCCACUACCUCCUCGAGAAUUGUGCUUGUAAACCACUGCUCGAUUUUCCUAUUAAUCCAGAUUUUCAAGAUACAAAGUCAAUUAAGACAAGUGAAAAACAUACUAGCGAUCAAAGCAACACCAAAAAUGGAAAUAGUCCUGCAACUCGUCGUGGUAGGGGUGGUAAAGAGGGUAGAGUUCCAGAAGAAGCAUUGCCAGAUUUAAUAAAAUUGAUCCAUGGUAGUACAAAUAGCCUUCAGAGACUUAUCGAAGAAUUUAGAGACUUCUGGUAUAAAAAGCAAAGCGAAAAUGAGAUAAAAGCAGAUUUACAGCCUGAAAAUAGCUUAAAGGUUGCAUCGUCUGCAGCUAACUCUGACCUUGAUAGUCCUAAACGUAAAUCGGACGAGAUUUCAGGCUCUACUGAUAUUACAAGUAAUAGUAACCAGGUUUCACCUAGUCAUACUAGUGAGAUUGAAAGUUAUGCAAUUUCUAAAAGACAAAUAGAGGUUAAAAUUUUAUCGAUGGCUCAAAAGGAGCGCCGUGAUUCCGAUGUUAAAAUGCACUGGUAUGUUGAUGAUACUGUAUUAGAGUCCUUUGGACUGCUAGAAUGGUCACGAACUAGGGAUCGUACAAAUGAUGGUGACAACACACCAAGGGUAUACAUAAAAAAGAAAAAGCUUUAA